CCUACUGGACUGUAGAAUGUAGUGUGGGCCGUAGGACAGAACGGGGAAGCGAGGCGGCAUGUAUUCAUAUUUGAGGGGUCUUGCUGUUUCUCUCGCGAGAUCUGACAACGCUGCGCGAGACGGCAACGGGAAGUUGGAGCGCGGCGGGACGACGACAAAGCAAGAUGGCGUUUUACGGAGAAGACGUUAUUGUGUUUAUGAUACAAUGUGUUCUUAAUCAGUGCGUACGUUCACACGUAUAUAUUUUGUUCCAUAUAGUAAACGUUGUUGAUCUUUGUUUGGGUCCGAAAACAUUAGUCGAAGCGCACUUUGCUGCUUCUUGUGCUAACUUAGCGUGUUAGCUGCUAACAAAGAGAGGCGGAAGUGAUGAAAACACAUCGCUAAGCAGAGAUCAAGUGUGAGUGUAAAGUGUUGUGAUUGUGUGAAAAUGUGCGAAAGAACGACAGCAGAGUACGAGGAGGAACUUUGUCCAACAAAAGAGGAGAAGGAGCGACAACAUCAACUACUGGACGCUGUUUUCAAGAAACAUCAAGUUGUGUUACACAGAACAGACGUCCAGCAGCCCCCCCACAUUAAAGAGGAAGAGGAGGAAGUGUGGAUCACUCAGGAGGAAGAGUGUCUUCUAGGGCAGGAGGAGGCUGAUCUCACCAAGUUUCCACUGACUGUUGUCUCUGUGAAGACUGAAGAGCAUGAAGACAAACCACCUGAGUCCUCACAGCUUCAUCACAGUCCAAACGUCUCUGAAGAACGUCUUCUCCCUGAGCAAAAGGAGUGGAGCUUCCGGAUGGAGCAGGCGAAGCCACAGCCCUCCCAUUUCAAAGAAGAUGAGGUGCCACAGACCCCUCACAUUAAAGAGGAAGAAGAUGCACCAGAGACCCCUCACAUUAAAAACGAAGAGGAGAACCUACUGACACCUUACAUUAAAAAGGAAGAUGAGGACUCAGUGUCCCCCAGUUUUAAAGACGAAGUUCCACAUUACCCUCACAUUAAAGAGGAGGAGGAGGAACACAGCAUCAGUCAGGAGGGGGAGCAUCUUGAAUGGUUGGAGGAGUUCCCAGUGACUGUCAUUGUGAAGAGUGAAGAUGAUGAGGUCAUUGAGGAAAGUGAGGAGAGGAGAGAGGCGGAGCCUCCAAGCAGCUGCUCAACUCAACACAUGACAACAGAAGCUGAUGGAGACCACUGUGGAGGAUCACAAGCAGACAAGCUCUUAGCUCCACUAUCAGAUAGUGAGGACACAACGUCACACUCUCCUGACACUGAUGAUGAAGACUCUAAAGAUGAUAAGACAUGUCACACUGACAACACACACUUCACAUGUUCUCACUGCGACAAAACCUUUAAAGACCGUAGCAAUAUGAAAAGACACGUGAGAACACACACUGGGGAAAAACCUUUUUCCUGUUCAAAAUGUGGUAAAAGUUUUCAACGAAACGACAUGUUGAAAGAACACAUGAGAACACACACUGGGGAAAAACCUUUUUCCUGCUCAGUGUGUGGUAAAGUCUUCAUUCAAAGUCAACAUUUGAAAGUUCACAUGAGAACGCACAGUGGUGUGAAACCUUUUUCAUGUUCAAUUUGUGCGAAACGGUUUGUCGAAAGUCAAAAUUUGAAAGUACACAUGAGAAUGCACACUGGAGAAAAACCCUUUUCUUGUUCAGUCUGUGGUAAAUGUUUUGCAGCAAAUCAAAAUUUGAAAUUACAUGAGAGAUCGCACACCGUAGAAGAACAUUUCAAGUGUUCAAUCUGUGGUAAAAGUUUUAGACGAAGUCAGUGUUUGAAAAGACACACAAGAAUGCACACUGGUGACAACAAUUUUAGCUGUUCAGUCUGUGGUAAAGGUUUUGUACAAAGUCAUGAAUUGAAAGUACACAUGAGAAUACACACUGGAGAAAAACCUUUUAACUGCUCAGUCUGUGGCAAAAGUUUUGUAACCAGUCAAAAUUUGAAAGUACACAUGAGAAUACACACUGGAGAAAAGCCUUUCACCUGUUCAAGCUGCGGUAAAAGGUUUGUACAAAAUCAAAAUUUGAAAGUACACAUGAGAACACACUCUGGUGAAAAAACGUUCUCCUGUUUAAUCUGCAACAAAAACUUUAGUCACCAAAGAAACAUUGGAGUACACAUGAGAAUACACACAGGUGAUAAAAUGUUGAGUUGCAUUGUUUGUGGCGAAAGAUUCUCUUAUAAGUACCAGUUGAAAAAACACAAGUGUGCUGGUGAGAACAGCAGCAGCAAAUGAAGAUGCAGGAUUUGAAAUAAACUGUCAAAACGUUGUUAACUUUGACAUUCAAACAACAGCACAUAUAACAUGUGUGACAUCAUUGUUGUGUGUGUAACACUAUCUUGUUAUCAUACUUAUAGAUUAGAUUUUUUAGAUUAGUGUUUUUUCCAGUCAAGUACGUGCAUUAAUUUACAACAUUGUGUACUUUUAUUUAAAAAUAAACAGAACAAUUUGAAUAUAAACACACAGUAAAUGUUACAUAUAAUAA
Messenger RNA from Nerophis lumbriciformis (worm pipefish), 2489 nucleotides. NCBI's taxonomy places the organism in Eukaryota, Metazoa, Chordata, Actinopteri, Syngnathiformes, Syngnathidae. The record is from RefSeq and is a predicted model, not a curated record.